GUCCUUCAUACUGACCUUACUUACCCAUGAUACUCCUCACGCUGCUCGUCGCCCUCAUCGUCGUGGGAGCUACGCCCACGCCCCGCGCAUUUAUCCCGCCCGCCGCCUCCCUCGUCUCCAUCCACCCGCGCACACACCCCGACCGCUGCCUCGAAGUGAACGGCGUCGCCAACAUGCGCGAGGUGGUCAUCGCGCCCUGCUCCGACGCCCCCUCGCAGCAGUGGUACGUGUGGGCCGACGCGCCCACCUACAUCCUGAGCAGCGUCAACCAUAACCUCUGCCUCGACGCUGGCACGAACCCCCUCGCGGGCUACCAUCCGUCGAACGGGGCGAAUGCCAAGCUCAUGCUCUGCCCCUCCGACAACUGGCCGAGCCCGUACGACUCGCCAGACGGGCGCAAGUGGCGCUACAGGGGGCAGUUUACUCAGUUGAACAAUCACUUCUGCCUCGACCUGGCGGAUGGGAGUGUCAGCGGCAAAGUCCAGAUCUGGGACUGCCACACGACGUGCCACGCCGAUUACAACAACCAGGUGUGGGACUUCACGUAUCACUAGCGCGCAGCUCUAGCAGCGCAGACGAGAUGAGCCGCCUAGCCCAUCACGGGAAGGGUCUCAUCAGUGCUCCCGCACUCGCUGAAAUGGACAGUUCGGACUCUGUUGACUCUUUGUAUGCAUCCUUGUCCAGC
Molecule: messenger RNA, 685 nt
Organism: Cutaneotrichosporon oleaginosum
Lineage: Eukaryota; Fungi; Basidiomycota; Tremellomycetes; Trichosporonales; Trichosporonaceae
Source: RefSeq, a predicted model, not a curated record